Messenger RNA from Lathyrus oleraceus (garden pea), 1380 nucleotides. RefSeq lists its product as uncharacterized. The record is from RefSeq and is a predicted model, not a curated record. NCBI's taxonomy places the organism in Eukaryota, Viridiplantae, Streptophyta, Magnoliopsida, Fabales, Fabaceae. The transcript has a single exon. The coding region runs from base 266 to 1129 and encodes 287 amino acids.
CCGACGGAGUACAUAGCAUCGUUUCUUCUGUCAUUGUAUCGAAAUCAUCACCAUCACCAUCAUCCCUCUUCUUCUCACACACUGUUUUUCUUCUUUCUCCGAUACCACCAUAUCAAAAUACACAGUUAUUAGUUAUAUAUCUUUCUCUUUCGGUUGAGUGCAUUUUUCAAAUCCGUUUAUUGUUAUCCUUUUUCCAAAGUUUCGUAAUUUUUUCUUUUAUUUUGCUAAGUAACCACUUCUGGGUCAUUCUUUUUUGCUUCUUGAAAUGGGUAAUUGGAGAAAACAACAAGGGACGAGUCAUCAUCAAGUGGGUCAGUGGCGAUCCUCGUCUUAUAACGGAAAACCGCCUCUGGAUAACCGUUUUCCGAUACCGACGGUGCCUUUGUGGGAAAAGAAGUUUUGUGUUUCGGUUGGUUCAGUUCCAUGGGGGAAGGUAGUGGAGAACAAGAGGUAUGUGUAUCUGCAUGACAAUGUGAUGAACUGGGAUGAUUCUGCUGUCAAAGAGGCUUUUGACAAUGCAAAAUACAGGUUUUGGGCUGAGAUCAAUGGCUUUCCUUGCGAUAUACCGAUGCCUGAUCCUAAUGUUUAUAUUGACGAUGUAGAUUCGAAUGCCAGCGUCGACACUGAACUUUAUUUGGAUUUGGAAAGAGAAUUAGAGGUCACAAAUGUGGAAGAAAAAGGCGAGGAGGUUGUAAUUUUCGGGGAUUCUCUAAUAUUGAACCAGUCCUUUUCGGGUCCUGGAUGGGGGGAUGAAGACGGAGAAACAAAGCCUUUUGAAAGAAACUAUGAUUCCCCACGGUUGGAAUCGAACCAGCAUCAAAAUAAUGAAACAAACUCGUGGGAACAAUGUGCUGCUUUGGUUGAAAGUCGAAAUGUUAAUGAGGAAUGGAAUCGGAGGGAGGGAUACGGUGGUGACUUGUGUCACAAGUAUCAACAAGGAAGAAAUGGUGGGAAUGGAUGUAACAGAAAGAGAGAAAAUAACAUGUUAUGGUGUAAGAACCCGGGAUAUCAUCAUGGUACUAACGAGUACUGGAUGAAUCGAGGAAGAAGAAGAAAUCCAGGAGGAGGAGGAGGAAGGAGGGGAAAUUUUGCUUAUGUGGACAAGGGACCUACUCCUAGGGCAUGGUAAAUGAAUAUCUAAUGCCUUGGACAGCAAGCAAGGACUCCUAUGAAGCUGCUAAAGGGUCAGUUUUGUGAAAGUAGCUGAGGAUAUAUGUUUUGUUAUCUAGGUAAUAUGUUGUAGUACUACAUCAUAAGAAUUAUGGCAUUUUCAAUCUUGUUACUUUAGGUAUAUAUAGCUGAAAUCUUUUUUGGCACUGGUGAACCAGUGCAUGACAUCAAAACUUAUCGAUCGAGGCUUUUGGGUGGCCAAUUUAGGCA